Messenger RNA from Cyanistes caeruleus (blue tit), 2589 nucleotides. It is a transcript of the gene VIT, whose product is annotated as vitrin. Gene Ontology annotation, biological process: positive regulation of cell-substrate adhesion; extracellular matrix organization. NCBI's taxonomy places the organism in Eukaryota, Metazoa, Chordata, Aves, Passeriformes, Paridae. The record is from RefSeq and is a predicted model, not a curated record. Gene Ontology annotation, cellular component: interstitial matrix.
AGAGCAAUGUGCCUUUCACAGAGCUCUGAGCUUGAUGGGAAUGUUUGAUUAGCUCCUCUCUGAAAGAAAAAAGGUGUCCAGGCCUCCCUCUGCUGCCCGCCUCUCCUUCUCUAGAAUAAUGUUGGCUGGAGUUUGGGGUACAGAAAAGCUUGGAAAAAAACCCACUUUCAUACUGUGUGGAGAAAAGGAAUAAAAAGUUACACACCUCAAGCAAGUGUUCCUUAGCAACACAUCCAGAUUUUGCUUUACCCACCAUGAAGACCACAGUCAUUGCAACCUUCUUUGGUGUGUUUCUUACAUGUACAUACACAGCCAAGGAAGCCACAAAGAAGACAAAAAAGGCUAAGUUAUAUGUACCCCAGAUUGAUUGUGAUGUCAAGGCGGGGAAGAUAAUUAAUCCAGAAUUCAUUGCAAAAUGCCCUCCUGGAUGUCAAGAUGUAAAAUACCGUGUUUAUGGCACAGACAUUUAUGCUUCUUUUUCCAGUGUCUGCAAUGCUGCAAUUCACAGCGGUAUAAUUGACAACACAGGUGGGAAGAUCCUUGUCCAGAAAGUCGCCGGGCACUCUGGUUACCGCGGGAGCUUCUCCAAUGGUGUCCGGUCCCUGUCACUGCCACGCUGGAGGGAGUCCUUCCUCGUGUCAGAGGGCAAGCCAAGAAAAGGUGUGACAUAUCCAUCAACUCUUGAAUAUUCUUCUUCAAAAACUACAGCUGUUAAAUCAGAGCCUAAAAAAACAGAGCAAGACCUAAAAGGUAUGAAGAUUGCAGACACCUUUAACACAUCAGGAAAAGCAUCGGAUCAAGGGGACACAGUCCACAAAGAGUACCAGACAACUCCAGUGCCGACCCCAGCCACACAAAUGGCCACCACAACGCCCACACCGACGACCACGAUGACAGAUCCUUCCACCACAGUGCCACAGCUAACCACAACACCUGCAGCAGCCAGAACCACAGCAGCUCCAGCCAAGACUAGACCUGGACUGCACAGGGUCAGAGAUAUGGGUUCUAGCAGCGUCCACCCAGCGUACGCAUCUGUGGUAGCUGCAGCAGCAAGACAGGUUCAGGCUGCACAAGGAAGAGGACAGAAUACAGGUGCUCAGCGCCAAGAGCCUUUUGCCACCUUCCAGAGGGCUGCCAGCUCUCCAGUCCACCUGGCAAUGGAAAUAGACUCAUGGAAACCUGGACUGAGCCUUUUUGACACAGGCUUCAGUUCAAAGGAAGAAUUGAAUCCAAAGCCACUGGAAUCCACCUCCCAGGGGAAUCAGAAUUGCAAAGUUGAUUUGUCCUUCUUAAUGGAUGGGAGCUGGAGCAUUGGCAAACGCCGCUUUCAGCUCCAGAAGCGAUUCCUUGGUAACGUGGCUCAAGCCCUUGGCAUUGGCAGUGCUGGUCCUCUGAUGGGCAUUGUUCAGUAUGGUGAUGACCCUUCCACAGAAUUUAAUUUAAAAACUUAUGCCAACUCCAAGGAUCUAAGGAAUGCCAUUGAGAAAAUUCAACAGAAAGGGGGACUUUCCAAUGUUGGGAAGGCACUUUCAUUUGUUAACAAAAACUUCUUUUUGGAUGCUAAUGGAAACCGAGGUGGAGCACCCAAUGUGGUUGUAGUGAUUGUGGAUGGGUGGCCGACCGACCGAGUGGAAGAGGCCUCCAGGCUGGCCAGAGAAUCAGGGAUCAACAUUUUCUUUGUCACUGUUGAAGGAGCUGCUCAAAGUGAAAAGCAGAAUGUUAUUGAAGCAAACUUUGUGGACAAGGCAGUGUGCAGGACAAGUGGUUUCUAUUCCAUCAACGUGCCCAGCUGGUUCAGCCUCCACAAGGUGGUGCAGCCCUUGGUGAAGCGGGUGUGCGACACCGACCGGCUGGCUUGCAGCAAGACGUGCCUCAACGCCGCCGACAUCGGCUUCGUGAUCGAUGGCUCCAGCAGCGUCGGCACCGGCAACUUCCGCACGGUUCUCCAGUUUGUGGCCAACAUCAGCAAGGAGUUUGAGAUUUCGGACACCGACACGCGCAUCGGAGCUGUGCAGUACACCUACGAGCAGAGGCUGGAGUUCAGCUUUGACAAGUACAGCACGAAGCAGGACGUGCUGAACGCUAUCAAAAGGAUCAGCUACUGGAGUGGGGGCACCAGCACGGGGGCAGCCAUCAGCUACGCCUCAGAGCAGCUGUUCAGCAAGUCCAAACCCAACAAAAGGAAGAUCAUGAUUCUCAUCACAGAUGGCAGGUCUUACGAUGAUGUCAGCUUGCCAGCCAUGGCAGCUCACCAAAAUGGAGUCAUCGCUUAUUCCAUUGGAGUUGCUUGGGCAGCCCCAGAUGAACUGGAAGCCAUUGCAUCAGACCCUGCUAAGGAGCAUUCCUUCUUUGUGGAUGAAUUUGACAACCUCUACCGCUACGUUAAUCAGCUCAUUCAAAAUAUUUGCACAGAGUUUAAUUCCCAGCCACGGAACUGAUGGACUCAAGCAAGGCAGGACCCUUGGAUGCUGUGCUGAAGGCAUGUCAAGUGCCACAGAAAUAAUGCCAGUCCUCAGUUCAAGAAACACUGGAGGUGUUUCCCUCUGGGACUUCCCAGUCAGCAAGGUUCAUUGCAGCUCUGCCCCUAUG